CGUCAUAUGACCCAUUCUACCGAGUCGGCAAAAGUUGAGCGAUUUUUGUCUGUGCUAAAGUAGUUCCGUGGAGUGAGUGUGUGCAGAUAGUCAUCACAGUUUUUGGGACCUGUAACUACCCUACAAAACAAAUCCAAAAUGUCGGCUGAGAACCCAAUCUAUGGACCCUUCUUUGGAGUUAUGGGGGCGGCGUCUGCCAUCAUCUUCAGUGCCCUGGGAGCCGCUUAUGGAACGGCCAAGUCCGGCACGGGUAUCGCCGCCAUGUCGGUGAUGAGGCCCGAGCUCAUCAUGAAGUCCAUCAUCCCCGUGGUCAUGGCUGGUAUCAUUGCCAUCUACGGGCUCGUGGUGGCUGUCCUGAUCGCCGGUUCCCUGGACUCCCCGGCUAACUACACCCUCUACAGAGGGUUCAUCCACCUGGGCGCGGGUCUGGCCGUCGGGUUCUCGGGUCUGGCCGCCGGGUUCGCCAUCGGCAUUGUGGGAGACGCCGGUGUCCGUGGAACAGCGCAACAGCCCAGAUUAUUCGUCGGAAUGAUUCUUAUCCUCAUUUUCGCCGAAGUAUUGGGUCUCUACGGUCUCAUCGUCGCCAUCUACCUUUACACGAAACAGUAAACAUCUGCACAGCACACUCGCCCGCCGCGUGCCCCGGGGUCCUACGGCCGCUUCGAAUCUGCUCAUCGCACAGGGAGUCGUCGCCGGUAGCCGCCUGCUGUAGCACCCCGGGACACCUCCUUCUUGUAUAGUAAAUCUUGUUGAGUACUUGAACGUUAAUCAUUUAUACGUGGCCGCUAUAGCUCCGCCGGCGCCGCCUCGAUGCUGCGGCCGCGCCGUGCUUGAGCCGCGGCCUCUAUAAAUUGUUUUUCUAUUUCCAUUUUACAGAAAUGAUUACAGUGUUCAAUACAUUAUACCAACAGCUACCGAGCGAUGACAGCAUAAUUUAUUAAUGUUUAAUUUAUUAUCGCCGGCUCAUUUCAAAUUUAUCGGUGACAAGAACACCUUUGUUACUCGUACCGACAUAUCAGAUUUUAAUUUGCGUUGUAUCCCUCGCGGACGAUGUUCAUUCUAUCUGACGAUCACGAUAUCACUUAGAUUAUUUUAGCGUUAAGGCGGAACUAAUGUACAGUUAGAGUAGAAAUUUAAGUCCAAACAAUUUAUUCUUAAUAAUUAAUGAAUGAAUGUUCCGUUGACCCAAUGGUACUGUGUACCGCGCAAUCUCUGAUUCAGAAUGUUAAACCUGGCUUGUUGCUACGAUCUAUAGCUAUGAUAUUAUGGCUUUGAGUGUUAUAGUGGACGCAUGUAUCCGUAUUACUUCUGUCAGUGCUCCCCAGGGAAGCAAGUCACAAACAUUGUAUUGCCAGGAAUCAGUAAAUAAACAUGAUUUGUACAUUCCAUAUUAUUUUGUUUCUACUUUA
Messenger RNA from Plutella xylostella (diamondback moth), 1409 nucleotides. RefSeq names its product vacuolar H+ ATP synthase 16 kDa proteolipid subunit (gene VATPc). Gene Ontology annotation, cellular component: proton-transporting V-type ATPase, V0 domain. Lineage: Eukaryota; Metazoa; Arthropoda; Insecta; Lepidoptera; Plutellidae. Gene Ontology annotation, molecular function: proton-transporting ATPase activity, rotational mechanism. Gene Ontology annotation, biological process: proton transmembrane transport. The record is from RefSeq and is a predicted model, not a curated record.